This is a messenger RNA of Lethenteron reissneri (Far Eastern brook lamprey), 4395 nucleotides long. Its product is annotated as calcium/calmodulin-dependent protein kinase type 1-like. Gene Ontology annotation, biological process: protein phosphorylation. Gene Ontology annotation, molecular function: protein kinase activity; ATP binding. NCBI's taxonomy places the organism in Eukaryota, Metazoa, Chordata, Hyperoartia, Petromyzontiformes, Petromyzontidae. The record is from RefSeq and is a predicted model, not a curated record.
GGGGGGGUGCGAGCAGGAGAGAGAGCGAGAGUCGAGAGCAUCGCGAGCAGGAGAGGGCAGCGCAGCGCGUGAAGCUGCCAAGGAGAGCGUGGGGCGCUGAGAGAGCGUGGGGCGCUGAGAGAGCGUGGGCGCUGAGAGAGAGCGUGGGUAGAGAGAGCGUGGGGCGCUGAGAGAGAGCGUGGGUAGAGAGAGCGUGGGGCGCUGAGAGGGAGAGCGUGGGCGCUGAGAGAGAGCGUGGGUAGAGAGAGCGUGGGGCGCUGACAGAGAGAGCGUGGGCGCUGAGAGAGAGCGUGGGUAGAGAGAGCGUGGGGCGCUGAGAGAGAGCGUGGGUAGAGAGAGCGUGGGGCGCUGAGAGGGAGAGCGUGGGCGCUGAGAGAGAGCGUGGGUAGAGAGAGCGUGGGGCGCUGACAGAGAGAGCGUGGGCGCUGAGAGAGAGCGUGGGUAGAGAGAGCGUGGGGCGCUGAGAGGGAGAGCGUGGGUAGAGAGAGAGCGUGGGUAGAGAGAGAGCGUGGGGCGCUGAGAGCGAGCGUGGGUACAGAGAGAGGACCUCUGUGCGAGAUUAUCUCUCGCUCUCAUCCCGGCAUCGAACCCAGCCCCUCCUCCUCCGUGACCCGAACUCCGCGUUCCGCAGUCGACUUGGGGCGCAACAACGUCGCUACGAGGGAGGGAGAGAACGAGAUAAGAGAGAGAGAGAUAUAAAGGAGAGACGAGGAGAGGAACAAGAUUAGAGUGAGGAGGGAGAGAGAUAUUCGAGAGAGAGAGGAGUGGUGGGUGAGAGAGGCGAGCGAGCGAGAGGGAGGGAGGAUCGAGGGCAGAGGUGGAGAGGAUUGAGAGGGAGAAGAGAGAGGGAGAGCGCACACACGGGGGGCUAGAGCUGCGGAGAGAGAAGGGAGAGAGAAGCCAGUGGCAGAGGGUGGCGAUGCCGCUUCGCACAGAGGGCGGAGGCCCCGAGAAGAAGCAGACGCCGGACAUCAAGGGACUCUUCCUCUUCAGAGACGUCCUGGGGACGGGCGCGUUCUCCGAGGUGGUGCUGGCGGAGGAGCGCUCCACCGGGAGGCACGUGGCCAUCAAGUGCAUCGCCAAGACGGCGCUCCGCGGCAAGGACAACACCGUGGAGAACGAGGUGUCCGUCCUCUCCAGGAUCAAACAUGAGAACAUCAUCGCGCUCGAGGACAUCUACGAGACCGACUCGCACCUCUACCUCAUCAUGCAGCUGGUGUCGGGCGGGGAGCUGUUUGACCGCAUCGUGGAGCGCGGCUUCUACACGGAGCGCGACGCUAGCGCCCUCAUCCGCCAGGUGCUGCGCGCAGUCUCGCACCUGCACGGGCAGGGCGUGGUGCACCGCGACCUCAAGCCGGAGAACCUGCUGUACUACAACGCCGAGGACGACUCCAAGAUCAUGAUCAGCGACUUCGGCCUCUCCAAGGUGGAGGCUCCGGGCAGCGUGAUGUCCACGGCGUGCGGCACGCCGGGAUACGUGGCCCCCGAGGUUCUGGCUCAGAAGCCGUACACGCGCGCUGUGGACUGCUGGUCUAUCGGAGUGAUCUCCUAUAUCCUGUUGUGCGGGUACCCUCCGUUCUACGACGAGGUCGACUCGCGCCUCUUCGACCAAAUCCUAAAGGCCGAAUACGAGUUCGACUCCCCCUACUGGGACGACAUCUCCGACUCUGCCAAGGACUUCAUCCGCCACCUCAUGGAGAAGGACGUGGCUGAGCGAUUCACGUGCGAGCAGGCGCUGCAGCACCCGUGGAUCGCCGGGGACACGGCGCUCGACAAGAACAUCCACGAGUCUGUGAGCGCGCAGAUUCGCAAGAACUUCGCCAAGCGCAAGUGGAAGCGCGCGUUCAAUGCCACGGCCGUGGUGCGGCACAUGCAGAGGCUGCAUCUGGGCUCGAGUCAGGAGGGCCCCCCCCCUUCCCCCGUGCCCCCCCCAACUCCUCCCCCCUCCAGCAGCCCUGUGAAGGGAGGGGCCACGGGGGCACCUCACAGCACGGCCCCCGAUGCGUAUUAAGGGGGCCUGGGCCCUGACUUCCCCCCCCGUUCCCCGGCUCCACCACGACGCCAGGGUCAUUCGUGGACCUGCAAAUGAUCCCCUAAAAGAGGGGGUGGGGGGCUUCCAAGGGGGUCUCGGGGGGUAAUGAGGGGGUUAUCAUGGGGGUCUUAGGGGUCUCACGGGGUUUCUCAGUGACCCCCCCUCGUUGCAUGUUUACACUGCACGCACCUAUAUGUCACCUGUAUGUCAUCUGUCUGUUAGCUCGCGUUAGCUGUAUGUUAGCUGUAUGUCAGCUGUAUGUUACCCUGUGUUACUUUAUGGAUGUAGGAGGAUGUACAUGGAGUAUAAUGUAGAGUGACACGCGGAAUGGGAGUGUGUGUGUGUGCAUGUGUGUGCGUCGGUGUGGGUGUAGGUGGGGAGUGGUGGCAUGAUGAUUAGCGCAAAGCGCUACAAACACGCCAACCCAAAUUCGAUUCUUUCUCUCACGCACGGCCAACAUCAGUGGCGAUUAUCCAAACUGGUGGUGCUGGGUCUCACCCUAGGUCGACUCAGCCUUAAAUGAGUACCCGGUGAGGUGUAAAUAAAAAAAAAAUCAGCACUGGGGAGACAAAGGUGGCCAGGCGUGAUGGUCACCAUACCACCCCUCUCAUAGGUGCUUGCUAACAAAAUUUGCACCAACAGCCUGUGUAGGAUACAUGGAGGAUCUUUGUGUAUUUCUGUGUGUCUGCGUGUGAGUGUAUGCCUGAGUGCUGCCACGUUCGCACAACCACCGAGUAGCAGGCUGGUCCGUUUCGUGAACCAGCAAAUUUGGCAGAGCCUGAGUUCCCAGAGACGCCGGGGCCGUGUGGCUGCUCACACUGUCACUCGGGCAGCUGGAAUCCCGUGUCCAUAUCUGAGGCGGAGAAAACCCUGUUCCUACAUCGCUGCACCCGAGGUGAUUGAUCCAGAACUCACUGGAGGGAGGGGAUGGAUGGGCAGGGGCAGUGUAUUCAUAACCGGGCGGCUAUUGAAAUGCAGGGGUAUAAAACAUGAGCCGCUGCUGGAUGCACUGUUGGAACGGAUCUGCACGGCUCUCGGGUCUACUACACAGCGGUUGUGGGAGCGACGCAGGGAUGGUGUGAGUGCCGCGUGUCGCUGCGCACGCAUGCCACGUCCCACGAGACCACCCGCCCAUGCGGAGAGACCCAACCCUGACCCGCACACUCAUCCCCUUAUCCCCCCUCAUCUAUUCCUUUCACCCCAUCCCAUAUCAUCCACAAAAUCCCCAAAGUCAUCCACCCACUCUUCCAACGUACCCCCUUAUACCAUCACUCACCCUCUAUUUUCGCACUUACCCCCCUAUUCCUCUCACCCCCUAUUCCACAAAUCCCCCAAAUUAUCCCCCUCACCCCGACUCAAAAAUCAUCUCACUAAUAUCUUAUUUUUUAAUAUAUAACCCUAACCCAAAAAACUCUUUCCCCAACCCCAACUCCGACCAUAAAUCGAAAUCUAAUCCUUUCCUCAACGCCUAAACUUAGCCAAAAACCUUACCCCAGCCCUUAACUCUGACCCUAUCCCUAUUUCCAAAUUACACACUGCUCUUAACCCCGAAACCCAAAGUUGAAUGGUGCAACUUUCUUGCGAUGUUGUUGAUUGCAACAUUGUCUCUGCGUUGUGCUAUCUAAAUUUGACCGUGAUUCUUAAUUUGGCCGAAUUACAUUUCUGAGAACUACCAAAUAUCCGUUCGUCAGUCACGCGACGAACAUUACCCUCAGCACGGCAGGGCGAGUGAAGAUGCGCCGCUGUCUGCCGUGUGUGGACUCGCGGUCACCUAGAGAAGGGGUCUCAGCGGUAGUUCUGCGAAAUCCGCUUCCGCAGGCCGUUCUGUGCGAGAUGCAUGUCUCGUGACCACGUGAUGCUGAUAACUAGACAGUUGGCAUCACCUGGAGAGGAAAACGUCAGUAUUUAAUGCCGAAACAAAUUGUCCGUGAUUUGAAAGCGGGAUUCAACAAAGUUGCUUUGUGUUGUUGAGUAACUGGCAACUGUACCGUGUUGUAACUCGUGUAGAACAACGAAAAAUAGACAACCAAGUGGCACGUCACAACAACAACCACCAUAUUGCACGCAACAUCAAUGUUGCGCGUAACAACAGCAAUGUUGCGUGCAACAACAGAAAUGUUGCGUGCAACCUUUCGCCGUUCAACUUUCGGUUGAUCCCUGAUCCUAGGGUUUGGGUGCCGCUCCGGGAGGUCGUACAUUGAUGCAAAACAUUGACGCGUUUAAGUUCACCAUGGCCUUAUGGAGCAACACUCUCGUUUCAUUGGCGCUGUGAGCACAGCAGCGGUGUCCACUCGGAGAGGAGGCGCGGAGGCUACUGGUUUAGUGGCGCCAGAGAGAGGGGGGAGACGAGGGGGGAGACGUGG